Molecule: messenger RNA, 3768 nt
Organism: Plasmodium gonderi
Lineage: Eukaryota; Apicomplexa; Aconoidasida; Haemosporida; Plasmodiidae
Product: SET domain protein
Exons: 1
Coding region: 1-3768 (1255 amino acids)
Molecular function (GO): protein binding
Source: RefSeq, a predicted model, not a curated record
AUGGCAGGAAAUAAAAAAGAAAACCACCAAGUAGAAUUUUAUUCGAGCGUGAUAAAAUGGAAAGGGAAAUGCGCAGAAAGAAAAAAUGAAAAACCGAGUGAUAAAAACCCUAAAGCUUGGCUUGACCACUUUAACGAGGUAGUAAAAGAUGAUCUAAAAGACUUAAAAGACAGCACAUUAUUUAACAUAAAAAGAAGCCUACUACUUAAUAAACUACAAUCCAAGAAUAAAAAUUCUGAUUUAGUGCUACAUAAUCCCUUCGAUUUUAAUUUGAAAAGAAUUCAGCAAGGCAGUAAAAAAAAUUAUCAUUCUUAUGUGCGAAGGGGAAUUUCAUCUACCGAUGAAGCAGCGCGAAAAGAAAAAAUAAAAAAAAAUUUCGAUGAUUUUGCAUGGGAUAACAAUUUGAAAAAGUAUGUUCAAUUGACAAAAUCAGGAGGAAAGAAGGGAAAGAUGGAAAAGGAGAAAGAGAAAGAGGAGAUGAUGAAGGAAAAGAAUACUUUGAAGGGAAAAGGGCUGAUAUAUGGGAAUAGCGCCCCCAGAAGUAAUUCUUGCGUACGAUUGCACGAACAUAGAGGAUGGAUAAAGUCUCAAGUAAGAAAUGAAACAUUCCAGAAAAAAUAUACUACUUUUAGUGGAGAAGUUGCUUCAUCGUCAUAUCACCCGAGGAAUGCAGUUGAGUCAUCCCCCCUUCUUUCAACAGAAGAGCCUAGAGCUCGAUCGAAUAUGCACCCUCAUAAUCAUCGAAACCAUCACCCAAGUGUCUAUUCAAGAGAGUACCAAAGAGACUACCAAACUGCUUACCCAGAAGUAUACCCAACUUCCAAUCCAAAUGUUUAUCCAAACAUAUCAUCAAAAUCUUACCCGAAUGGGCCACUAUACCCCAACCGAAGCAUAUCAACAUAUCCUAACCCUAAUCCAUACCCACAUGCUUACCCAAAUGUGUACAAAAAUGAGUGUCCAAGAGUAGAUUCUUAUUCCCACCAAAGCGUAGAUACACAUACCUAUCCAAACCACGACACAUGUCAAAGAGUCCACCCUUGUGGUGUCCCAAAUGCAGACUCCAAUGACUCCCCUAUGGAUCCUACAUGUACCGCCCAGAACCCAUACACAUCUACUAGUUUACCUUUCCUAAAUAGAAACAGAACUCAUAGCAGUAGAACUGAGGGUACAAAACAAAUAACAAAACAUCUAAAAACAAUAAUCUUAGAACACUCUCGCUUCAUAAGAAUGGAAACGAUGAAAAAGGAACAUGAAAAAAAUAUCAUAAUGAUAGAAGAUGAAAAAAGUGGAAAGGCUAAAAUUGUUACUAAUAAAAAAAUAGAAAUAGGUGAGGUAAUUUUUAUAGAAGAGUGCAUAAUAGAAACGUCCAUUCUUUUAGAACAGUUAUGGAAUACAUACUCUUCAUUGAGUGAUGAGCACAAAAGAAAGUUGGAUAAAAUUAGUGAAUUUAUGAAUCUGGGUAGGCAAAAAGGAACGAGAAAAAUGACAAGAGGGAAAACAGAAAAAACAACGACGACAAUAAGAAAAAUAAAAGAAAAUGAACAAGAUGCCAAAGAGGAAAGUCAGAAUAAUAGUCCACAUCAUAUUAUUUCUUACUGCCAAAGUGAAGAAAACAUACGUAGUCAUUUGACCGAUGGAAAUGUUAUAGGUGCACAGGAAGCAGAGGAAUCAGAGGAAGCGGUGCAUAUGUGGUCAAAUAGUGGAAAUUUCACAGCAGGAAAAGAUAAGCUAAAAGGAAGGACAUAUUAUUACUAUAGGAAGGAAGAAGAAGAAGAAGAAGAAGAAGAAGAGAAAAAAGAUCCAACGAGUGACAAACUUGUUUACGACUUAAUGAAAUUCGAAACUUUUACAAAUAUAUUAAAAAAAUCAUUUAUUUCUCCUAAAGAUAAAACUAAAAUUAUGCUAUUUGAAUAUUCGUCCUUUAUAAAACAUAGCUGUUUUCCCAAUGCUAGUUAUUCGUACAUAGACAAUCACAAAAUUUGUUUCAUUGCCAUGAGGACAAUAAACAGGUAUGAGGAAAUAACAAUUUCGUUAAUAAAUGAAUUGUAUGCCCCUAUCUCCUAUAGAAGAAGUAAAUUAAAAGAACUUAAAAAAAUCAUUUGCUUGUGUAAUCGAUGCUCGCAAAUAAUUGAUGAAGGAAGAAGUAUGUUGUGUUAUGUGUGUAAAUAUUCCUAUGUUAGAGAUAGAGUCAUUGGUGGGUAUGUAGAUGACAAGAAUAACCAAGAGAUUCAGAAAAUGACACAUGAAAGUAAUUAUCAUCAUCCUCCAACUCGCGUUGGAACCUUACAAGGAGACGUAUACUCAAAUGAGGAAUCCUUUCUGGAAAGAUAUAAUGAUUUUAAUGUCCUGGGGGACACAAAUCUUGGAGAAAAUUGCAGCGAAGCAAGUAAUCCAUUAGUCACUUGGACAUACAGAAAUUCCCCACUAGACAUUAUUAAUAAUAGGACGAAGAGUGUAAACAUACACAACAAAGAGGAGGGGGAUAUGAAAAUCAGAAAUGAUAAGAUGACUGAAGGAAUAAGAGAUUUUUCCUCAUUUCAUUGCAACUCUAAAGGUGAAGUUGGUAGGGAAGAAUACCAAAGUGAACUAAGAAAUAAACAUAUUAAUAUGCAUAAUGAAGAAAUUAAAAUCCCCCAUAUAACACAUCCCUCUGAUUAUUCUCCUUCUAUGAAUGAAGAAAAGAUUUAUUAUGAACCAAGUUUACAAAGAGAAGAUGUCAAUAAUUUGUCAUAUCUUUGCGGUUUAAAUAGUAAAGGGUGUUUAAGAUGGUAUUAUGCGGGUAGAUCCGAGGAAAUGGAUGGACCUAGGGGUGUUCCAUUUUCUAUAAAUAAUAAAGGAAGUAAAACAAAUGAUAGUAUUAAAAGGAAUAUAAGAAAUGUAAGUAGUUUGGUAGAUUCACACUUGGGAAAUACUUCAAGCAAUUCCAUAAAGAAAACAUUGUCUGGAUGUAAUAAAAACGAAAUAUCAAAUGAAUUAUUAUUAGCACCCAUGACAGACACAAAAGAUAUGAAUAAAGAACAUCUGGAACGAUUUAACAUGCUAAAUUUUGAAAAAGAUAUAAAUAUACCUAACAUUUUAAUAGAUAUUUUGGAUAUGCAAAAUAAGAGAGAAAAAAUUGGGUAUUGUAAAUUUUAUAAUAAUGAAGGGGUAUUUAUUUGUGAUACUUGCAAUGAAAUCAUUUCUUCCCAUACUUUGCCGUUAGAAAGUGAAAAAUAUUUUAUAAAUGAAUAUAAAAUUAUUAAAGACAAUAUUAGAAGGAACACAUUCAAUACUGAUUAUAUUAUAAAUAAAAUUGAAAAAUCUCUUCUAUAUAUUAUUGCUAUUUUAGGGGAAAGACAUUGGUUAUAUGCAGCAUUCAAUUACUUAAUAGCAGAUUUAUGUUUUUCCAUUUAUUGUUACAAUUCGACUAUGACAAAGAGAAAAAUAUAUCUUUCAAAAGGAUUUAUUUCCUUUAAACAAUUUUUACAUUUUAUUCAAACAAAAUGUCCACACUCAAUUCAUACUGAUUUAGUUCCCCUUGUCUUAAAAUUUUUUAUAGUGUGCAUUUAUACAUAUGAUUAUAAGACAUUUUUUGAAUUUUCAAAAUCAGGAUAUCUGGAAUUAAUAAGACAAAAAUAUGGACCCUGGGAUGUGACUUACAUAUGUAUUUUCCUCUCAUUUAAAAUGUGUUAUGCUCAUGUUACAGGCAUCCUUCCAGUUUGCAGAGAAAUCCUCUUGGCUCUUGUUCACUUGGCCAAAGGCAACCUUCUUGAGGAUCAUUCUCUCUGA